Molecule: messenger RNA, 1076 nt
Organism: Corvus hawaiiensis (hawaiian crow)
Lineage: Eukaryota; Metazoa; Chordata; Aves; Passeriformes; Corvidae
Product: acrosin-like
Exons: 4
Coding region: 68-922 (284 amino acids)
Biological process (GO): acrosome reaction; proteolysis
Molecular function (GO): serine-type endopeptidase activity
Source: RefSeq, a predicted model, not a curated record
GGUCCAUCCGGGAGCCUGGCCCGGCAUCGUCAGCAUCCAGGCCACGCUGGAGAACGGCACGUGGCACAUGUGCUCGGGGGCCCUCAUCCACCCCCAGUGGGUCCUCACGGUGGCCCACUGCUUCUUCAGGCCUGGGAACAUCUCCAGGUGGGAGGUGGUGAUCGGGGCCACGGAUCUCACCCAGCCGGGCCCCGAGGUCGAGCUGCGCCACAUCCGGAGGCUCCUGGUGCACCAGCACUACGUGGCCACCGCGGCCAGGAACAACAUCGCCCUGCUGGAGCUGGCGCAGCCCGUGGAGUGCAGCGACUACAUCCAGCUGGCCUGUGUGCCCGACAGCUCCCUGGCAGUGCCCGAGCUGAAAACCUGCUACAUCGCGGGCUGGAGAGCCGCCCCGGGCAGCGCUCCCGGCCCGCGCCUGGCGCUGCAGGAGGCCAAGGUCCGGCUGAUGGACGCCCAGCUGUGCAACAGCAGCCGCUGGUACGGGGGGGCCCUGCACCCCCAGGACCUGUGCGCGGGGUACCCGCGGGGCGGCAUCGACACCUGCCAGGGGGACAGCGGGGGUCCCCUGGUCUGCAAGGACAACGUCGGUGACUACUUCUGGCUCGUGGGAUUGGCCAGCUGGGGCAGAGGCUGUGCCGGGGCCAAGCGACCUGGGAUCUUCACCUCCACCCAGCACUUCCACACCUGGAUCCAGGUCCAGAUGGGAUUGCUCCCACCAGAAGCAGAUCUUCCUCCUCCAGAGCCCAUCCCAACCCCGGCCCCUCCUCCAGCAGAGCCAGAGCCGGACUACGACUUGAGUGACCUGGAGAAUCCGGAGGAAUCGGAGGAUUUCACGGCCGUUUCAUUCCAACUACAGAUCCUGGGGAAAUUCCUGAACCUGCUGCUGGAGCUCCUGCAGUUCCUGAAGGGAGAGAAAGCCUGAGCAGCGGGACGAGCUGAUCCCGUUCUGGCAACCAUUCCCUGCUGGGGCCGUGGCUGUGGUGCCAAAGGCAGUCCCGGUGCCCGGCGCUGCCGUGUCCUGCUCCUGCCCUGAGCCCACCCCGGCGGUGAAUUCAGUUUGUUCUUGAAAUAGAGUU